CAACAACGUCAACCCAGCCAACUUCUCUUUACCCCUCCAUGGAUUUUAAAUCGCCGGGGGAGCUACUCAAAGAUUCAAUACAUACUAGAUGACUCUCAUAACUUUCACCUCAACAAACUAAUGUCUUUCAGCUCUCUUUCUCCUCCUCAAGCCCUAGACUUGAUCCACCAAGGUACUGCCCUUCUCCUAACCCUAAUUCCAGACCUCAAUACCCAUGCUUUUAUGGACUUGGGCGCUCUGAGGAUCCGAGACACUACUCAAAUAAGCCUAGCAUAGUGUCCUGCAAGAAUUGGUCACAUCCAACCGAUGGUGAUUCUCAACCUGCAGAUGAACCCACUCGGAAUGCAAUCCAUCCGCCAAUGCAAUGUGAAAACCCGCUGGACGGUUCGGCAACGCAGCAUUAGUUUUUGGAUACUGCCAAUCUUGAGCAGGCUUGUGGUGCAUCCUCUUAAACUAUGACAUUAACAAGUUGUGAUGGCUACGUAUGGUUAUUGAGUACGUUUUGUGUAAACCACCAUCAGUUAACAUCACCAGAUACCGUCUUGACCGUUUCUUCCGCCCGGCACUUCCGCGUACAUCAUCAUCACGUCAGACAACUACAACGCCAUCAAGUCGCGCAUCGCAUCCCACUGGACUGGCCAUGACCAUGUGAUGACUGACUUGAAUACCCUGCCCUGUCUCUAUGGACUAUCGUUAGUUGCAGAUGCACCUGCAGGGGGGUUCUUCUCGAUCCCCAGCCAUCUGCACCAAGUGGUCCAGCACGAAUAUGGAAGCUCGGCUUGUGUAUGAGCCUAGAAACUAGGUGCCUCUAUUAGUUAAUUAGAGCGCACACAAACGCGCAGGUUCUCUUUGAUAGGUUCAGAUACAGUACUGUACGGCAUGAUUGUUGGGGUUGUUGGAUUUGGCUGCGCUUGUGCUUGUUCUUCCCGUCGUCAUCGCUCAUGUCCCUUGCCUUUCACCUGCAUAUUGUGUGCGCCUCUUCCCCUUCUCUCCCUUUUCUCUCCCACAAACACACAACUCCCCAAGGACCAUGCGCGAUAGCUUCACCCUCCGCCUCGACUUGCCAUCUAGACGCUCUGCUCAACCAUGGCCGAGUUCAAUCUGCUCCAGUGGACUAUCAUCCUCAUUCUGAUCGCUGUCAUUCUGUCCCUCAUCGUCCUCGUCCAGAUCAUCUCCUCUUACACGGCCGCGUACCAAGCGGCGCCGCUCGAAAUUGCAACAUUUCUUGACACUGCCGACUUUUCCGUCCAGGAGAACGAGAGCUAUGAUCGUGACGUCGCAAAGGUGCAGCGCCUUGAUGAUAAGAUCCGCUUGACACGGCUCCUAAGGGAGAUCCAGAAGACGGGUGAUGAUUUGCGCGAGGACAUCAAUGGUGUGGUGAUUGAGGAGGACACCACCAAGCUAAAGACUUCCGCCAGGCUGUUGUGGGCGUCGAAGCGAUCGAGGUUAGAGGAUCGGGUUCGUAGGCUCGACAUGCUACGCAUGCGCUUCCUUGUCGUUUAUAUGGGCGUCGUCGCAUCACAAACAAGCACCACUACUCAUGAGAAACCCUCUGCGCCGCCGCCUCCGCCGCCUCUACCUACGGCAAGGGAUCUGGAAAAAUCACCGAUUUUUAAAACUCCAACCCGUCCUGCUCUUCCUAGAGGCUUAAUGGAGGGUAUCAUCAACCGUCCUCCCUUGCGCAGUUUGACCACCCAGGCUCUCGUUAACCACCCGGAGCCCAUACCAAAACCUAGCCGUAAGGGCUGGGCGGGAGUUGUCCAGGAACUACAAACGUCGCCUAAAAUGCAUCAGCGUCAUGCUUCAAUUGAGCGCGCAAUGUCAAGGUCAUAUUCCAAGUCGCCGUGAUCUUGAAGCAUCGGUUUGGUCUUAGACUUCAUGGUUUUCUUUUCGUUUUGGUUUCUGGUUACAGCGAGACGGCAUAACUCUUACAGGUUGUCAAGUGCGACGAUACAGCAUGGACAUUACACAAUCCUCAUUACACGGCGUUCUCAGUGCGGCCAGGUGGCCGCCAACAUAUUUACAAAACAGCAUAGUCCAGCAUGACAGCGGACACUCACCACGACCACAGGAGGCAUGGUUGAAUGAGCAACGAUUAACGACGGGUUGGUUUGGCGAGGAUGGGGCCUCGGGGGCUUUGUUCAUGAGGAGUUUGGUUCAUUUGUUUCACUUCACUUCUGUAGAUGGGAUGAUACCCCUUUCCCGCGGCCUUAAGUCGUGGUAUUUCCUUAGGACGGUUGUUUUUGUCUUAUUCUACCACUCUGUUUGUUUUUGGGUUAUGAGUCACUAUUCAUGAUCAAGGCAUGUUUCUUCUUUUCAUUUUGCUGCUACUCCUGGAAAUUGGCAGGACACAACUGUCUAUCAAUGACCAGAGAUGGCUUCGGGGCCGGUACCAUUUCUCUCCCCGACUGUAGCAUUGUUAGUUCUAGUUAGAGCGGAAAUGAAUGUAUGACGUGAGCUUACCGUCGAGUGCCACCAAGAAACGGCUUACACAGUUGUAGCAUGCAACCUGUUGGUGUCAGGACAAGUUUGAUGGCUACAGAGGGACAAGGGACUGUCUUACCGUGGCUGUGAUUUCCACAAUUUCUUGUUCGUUGAAAUACUCCCGCAGACGAUCAAAGGUCUCAUCCUUGACUUGAACGUUCCUCGUCAUCUCAUCCGUGUACAGCAGCACAGCCCAUUGCUUCUCUGAUAGCUCAGCAGGCCGCUCACCAAGUUCCUCCCCCUUGAUAGCCUCAAGUCCAGCCUCAGACACACCGCCCUUGACAGCUAGCGGCGCAUGGUGCUUCCAUUCGUACCAGGCCUUGUUGCACACAGCAAUUCGUGAAAUUGCAAGCUCUCGAAUGUCGUCGCUUAGAGAGGUCUUGGUACGAACAGCGCCGAGGAAUGAGUUCCAGCCAUCAGCAACGUGAGGGGAGUGAAGAAGUGCUAAAUCCAGAGAUUGGAGAGGCCGAGGGGCGCGGCGCUCUUCUAUGCGCUUUACAAUGGCGGCAUGCUCCUCGGACUUGGUCUCAGGAGGGUUGGAUACGUAAGGAACUCUCAUGAUGGCAGA
This is a messenger RNA of Fusarium odoratissimum NRRL 54006, 3052 nucleotides long. RefSeq lists its product as uncharacterized. The record is from RefSeq and is a predicted model, not a curated record. Lineage: Eukaryota; Fungi; Ascomycota; Sordariomycetes; Hypocreales; Nectriaceae. The transcript is spliced from 2 exons. The coding region runs from base 1087 to 1848 and encodes 253 amino acids.